CUAUGGGUGAAUAUUCUUAUCAAAAUCUUCUACGUUCUCGAUUCAAAACACGAUAUAUAUCAGUGCCUAGUGCGGAAUAGAGUAAAUCAUGGCUGCUAGCAACGUCUCUGAAGCAGGAGACACUUCAUUGGCUGAACUGGUACAGGAUCGGAUGGAAUGGAAGUCCCUGGUUCUUUGGCGUCGCCCUGUACAGACUUUGAAGUAUGGUGGCCUGGAGGCCGGUCAUUUGUUGGUAUCCUUCACCGCAAAGCUGUUGAAUCUGUGGCUAGUGGGCGGUCUGCUGCUGUUGGGCAUGUUUUGUUUACUGCCCGGACCUCAUGCAGAUUUCGUGAUUUUCUGCCAGCAGAGGUUCGGAUUUGCGGUUUACUGGCUUGGCCUGGGCGUGCUCUCAUCUGUGGGGUUUGGCACCGGGCUGCACACCUUUCUGCUCUACCUGGGCCCUCACCUGGCAGCAGUCACUCUGGCCGCCUACGAGUGUCAGACUCUGGACUUUCCCUCUCCUCCGUAUCCGGACUUGAAGGUCUGCCCACAGGAGCCGUACAAGCGCAAUUACCCAGAUGUGUGGCAAAUUUUGGCAAAGGUGCGUCCGGAGGCGCUACUCUGGGGCAUUGGCACUGCUCUUGGUGAGCUGCCGCCGUACUUUAUGACACGUAGAGCACGGCUCUCCGGCAAGGAGUUGAAUGGAGCGGAGGAGCAAAAGUUAUUAGAUGAAAAGCGAAGGUGCGGAAAGCUAGGCAUUUUCGACCAUGCCAAGCUGUUCAUGGAACGGGCGAUGCGAAGAGUGGGCUUCCUGGGAAUACUAUUCUGCGCCAGCAUACCCAAUCCUCUGUUCGACCUGGCCGGCGUAACGUGCGGACACUUUUUGGUGCCCUUUUGGAAGUUCUUUGUGGCCACCCUGAUCGGCAAGGCGUUGGUGAAGGCCACCAUACAGCAGUUGUUCGUUAUCGCGUCCCUAACCGAGAGUCUAGUCGAUAGGUUUGUGGUCGGUCUGGGCAAGCUACACUAUGUGGGACCACCAAUGCAGCGCAUGAUCAGGGAACUGCUGCGGUCCACAAAGCAGCAAAUGCAUGGAACAGUCAAUUCCGAUUCCCUGGCCUACCUCAGCCACCUGGUUCGGGCGUUCGAGCUGUGUGCCCUCAUCAUGGUCACCUGUUUCGUAGUAUCCUCGCUGAACUGCCUCGCACAAAUCCAUUGCAAGCGCAAGCAGGAGAAGAGGCGCAAGAUGCGAAACCUGGAGAUGAUCCUCUAUGCCGAAACGGAGGCAUCAUCGUCGGAGGAGUUCAGCGUCUAAGCAGCAGAUACUGCUAUGAAGCUAGAGAUAGCUAAUCACUGAAUUUGUAGACCUACGUCUUGUAAUGUCCUAUAUCCUUAAUCAUCAG
Molecule: messenger RNA, 1379 nt
Organism: Drosophila mauritiana
Lineage: Eukaryota; Metazoa; Arthropoda; Insecta; Diptera; Drosophilidae
Product: vacuole membrane protein 1
Exons: 1
Coding region: 89-1291 (400 amino acids)
Source: RefSeq, a predicted model, not a curated record